This is a messenger RNA of Suillus subaureus, 1113 nucleotides long. RefSeq lists its product as uncharacterized. NCBI's taxonomy places the organism in Eukaryota, Fungi, Basidiomycota, Agaricomycetes, Boletales, Suillaceae. The annotation marks the transcript as partial. The record is from RefSeq and is a predicted model, not a curated record. The transcript has 4 exons.
AAUGAACCUGGUUUCCCUGAUCCCAGCGAUGGGGCAGUCGUCAGGUGCAUUGGUAGCGCGGAGUGGGACGAAUACUAUGAAUUGCCAUCAUGGGCACAGCAGUUCCCUUUUGGCAGCGAAUCACUUUUCACCCUUCCUGUCGGCUCUGACUCUCUGUAUCUCGUCUCUCGGGGUGCUUUCCAGUACGGCACUGUCACCGUGGAGCAGUCCACGGAGGUCUCAGAUGAUGUCAUCGUACGCGUACGCGCUGCAUAUUUUAAAGAAGAGGCCUUUGAACGUGCAAAUGUUUGCCGCCUUAAUCGCCAGGAAAAUCAGAAUGGAAUCGGUAGCCCUCUCCCUGGCCAGGAUAACAAGGAUCGGCUCAUGUUUGAUGUCACAUUGACUUUGCCUGCCAGUGCGAGCGAGGAUGCCCUCUACAUCAAGAGUUUAAGGACCUCUGCGCCUCUUUUCCGCCACGAAGUCUCAGCUUUGUCGGCCACUGUUUUCUUUGGCAGUAUUUCGUUAAAUACUUUGCAUUUCCCGAUCAACGUCCAGUCUGUAGCAGCCGAGACAGGGAUUUUUACCACUGCUAACGGGCUUAUCAAAGGACACUUUCAUUCAACGUCGUCUCUCAAACUCAUUACUACCAACAUGGCCAUCAACGCAGAUAUUGACCUAUUUCAUAACGAAUCUGCAAAGCCGUCUGAAUUGGUCAUAACAACGGCAAAUGCGCCCCUUGAUGCACGUGUAUCUUUGACUACUGCCUCGGGACAUGCCGGAGAAUUCGGAGUUGAUGCACAAACCGCGAACGCCCCGCUUAAACUCACCUAUACCAACUCGCCAGUUUAUUCUCAGCUCAACAGUAAGGCAAGAACCGCGAAUGCUCCAGCGACUGUACACCUGCAUAGCGCAUUCGAAGGCUCUUUCUCUGUAUCCUCAUUCAUCGGGCCCUCUCUUGAGCAACAUAGAGUCGAGGAUCCCGCAGGCAAAGGGCGUCAACGUCACAUCACUGCAUCCCGCAGCAGGGGACACAUUCAAGGCUCUGUUCGAUGGGUUGAGGGCGAACAUAGUGGAGGAGGAACCGGUUUUGUUCAAGUAUGGACGACGUUAUCGCCUGCCAAGUUGAUCUUGUGA